This is a messenger RNA of Nymphaea colorata (pocket water lily), 1025 nucleotides long. Its product is annotated as protein MAINTENANCE OF PSII UNDER HIGH LIGHT 1. Gene Ontology annotation, cellular component: chloroplast thylakoid membrane. Bases 134 to 808 code for a protein of 224 amino acids. The transcript is spliced from 3 exons. NCBI's taxonomy places the organism in Eukaryota, Viridiplantae, Streptophyta, Magnoliopsida, Nymphaeales, Nymphaeaceae. Gene Ontology annotation, biological process: regulation of protein complex stability. The record is from RefSeq and is a predicted model, not a curated record.
AUUGCUGGCGCCCAUCACCCUCGAAGAAGCCUACCACUCAUGGCUUCUCUGGUCUCCCGUCUAAGCUCGCCUCUGUUCCUAUAAGAACCACCAGGGCGAAUCCUAAACUGAGCUCUCCCCACCUUUGCCUUCCAUGGCUGCUUGUUCGCAAUCCAUGAUUUCUGCAAGCACCUCGUUCCUACCCACUUGCAGAAUCCGUAGAAGAACCCAGAGACUGAGAGGCAGCGGCUUCUACGCCUCUGUCAAAGCUAGUUCUGAGCAAGAUGCUGACUGCAAUGAAGAAGAUUGUGCACCAGAGAAAGAGGUUGGCAAGGUAAGUGUAGAAUGGCUAGCCAGUGAGAGAACCAAAGUUUCAGGGACAUAUCCACCCCUUCGCAAGAAAGGGUGGACUGGAUAUGUUGAGAAGGACACUGCUGGGCAGACCAACAUCUACUCUGUUGAGCCUACAGUCUAUGUUGCUGAGAGCGUUAUCAGCUCAGGAAGUGCAGGAAGUUCAGCUGAUGGAACAGAGAACACGGCAGCCAUUGUGGCUGGGCUGGGACUGAUCUCCAUUGCUGCAGCUUCUUCAGUUCUUUUACAAGUAGGCAAGGGAACUCCUGAUGUUAAAACCACCGAGUACUCAGGACCAUCGCUCAGUUACUACAUCAAUAAAUUCAAGCAACCUGAAAUUAUUGAGGCAUCAAUACCAGCUCAACCUCAGACUGCUCCAACUCCAGAAGUUGAAGAGAGCGUUGUUGCAGGUGAAUCUCAGCUGCAAGCUCUUACACCAACUCAAGAGCAAGCGUCUACCGUUAGCCAGUUGUCCUGAUUCGCUGCAGCAAUUCAUGCCUUUUUGGUUGUCCAAAUGAAGCACAGUUUUGUGAUUUUAUUCACAUUCUUGCUUACAUCUUGUUUUUAUGUUUUCUUUCAUCAUUUCAUCUGUAUGUAAUCUAUCUAUCUGCACACUAACUCCAUGGAUUUUCCUGCAAUGUAUUCUUUUCACGUAGAAGUGAAGAGUAGCAAGCAUCGAUACCGUUUACUUCUUC